Molecule: messenger RNA, 1398 nt
Organism: Oikopleura dioica
Lineage: Eukaryota; Metazoa; Chordata; Appendicularia; Copelata; Oikopleuridae
Source: the annotation of a GenBank genome assembly
AUGGAAACCCGGCCAUAUGGAGAGUCUGUCUGGGCACAACCCGGACAGGAAGAUCAUAGGCCAGCCAAGAUUGCGGCCACAGCAAGUUCCCUCAGUGCCUGGCGGCAGACCCCGCCGCACUUUGACCAGACAAAGCAUCCAGCUGCCAAUGCGAGCAUGUUGCUUAAUGACACUGGCCUCAACUUUCCACAAAUGGAUCUUUCCACGAGUCUGCUAGGCGGAAAUUAUUAUGGAUCGCCGUUUAUGUACGACAAUCAUAACGCGCAUCUCUUACGACAUGGCUGUAUUCCAGGCAUGGAGCAACAUCACGGGCAUACGGAGAUGACAAAGACUGAUUCGCCGAAUUUCACCUGUACACAGCUACCAGUCCAUUGGAGAAAGAACAAAUCCCUUCCAGCUCCCUUCAAGAUCGUCGCUCUGGAUCCAAUCACAGUCCCGGACGGAACCCAAGUCACGAUUUACGCGGGAAACGAUGAAGAAUACUCCGCCGAGUUGAGAAACAACACCACUACCUUCAAGAACAAUGUUGCUAGAUUCAACGAUUUGAGAUUCAUCGGAAGAUCUGGCAGAGGCAAAACCUUCAAUUUAACACUGAUGAUCGCCACCAAUCCUCCACAAAUUGCUGUUUAUCAUCGCGCCAUUAAAAUUACUGUUGAUGGACCUCGUGAGCCACGAUCAGAAUACAGAAAACAUCGACAAAAACAGUUGGAGGAACAAGGAAGAGGAAUUUCCUUCGGAGCUACACUUGGUGAGAUGGAAAGGCUCAGAACAGCAGUGGCGGGCGGAUAUGCGGACUCGAUGUUCAGUUCCUUUGGGACAUCCGAUUUCCGCAGCGCCGCAGCUGGCUGGCCUUACUCGACUCAGAGCCCACUGAGAACAUUCAGCCAGCACUACGGCUCAACGAUUUCCCCGACUGCCGGUGGAAACCAAACUUCCACAACGCCGAAGUCCGAUAAAGCCAGCUCGCACGACAACACCUCACCUUUUCCAAGAGUUCCUGAUAUGAGCUAUCCCUACUCAACAGCGAUGAAUCCAGCGGUAUCAUCUUCGGCCGGCUACGGGGGAUUUGAUUCUUCGCAACUGAUGACAAAUUAUCUCGCCUCAACCCAACUUGCGGCGGGAGGCCUUGGUGUCAACUACCUAGGUUCUGCCUACAGUAACUCAAUGGGCUCAACAGUUCCGUCCGUUCCGACUGUUACCUCCUCUCCAGCUGCACCAGCGUUGCCCAGCCUGCCAACGGUGACGAGCCCGGGCGCUGCAACUCCAGGCUCGUCUAUCGCUGCUGCUGCAGCUUUGCCACAUCUCCCCUCGGUACAGACGCCUUCCCUCAUCCCUCCAGUAGCCUCGUCUGCAGCAAACGCAGCAGUGAGUGCGCUCUCCUGGGCGACCGAGAAUUGA